AUGUUCCCCUCUGUUCAACUGAAAAAGAGCAUAUUUCUCAGACUCUCUAAGAUUCUGUCUCUGUCAUCUGUUACAUCGAGGAGCAAGGCACAGGAGUUGAUAAAAAGUGGAAAAGUAAAGGUAAACAACCAAGCAGUAAAUCAAAAUGUAAGCAUAGACAUAAACUCUACAAUAGAAAUAGAUGGGAAACGGAUCCACGUGGAUAUUACAACAAAACUUUGGGGAAUUUACAAACCAAGACAUGUGUUUUGUAGCUCAGAUUGGAAUUAUCAAUAUGAAGAAGAAAAAGAAAAUUCUCAAAAUAAUAAACACGAAUUAAGAUUGGAGAAAAGAAUGUUUCAAAUGGAAAAAUACAACAAUGAAGUUACAUUUAGACAUAGUGACAAGAAUAUUUUUUUUUUGGGAGAAAGGAAAGAGAUUAAUAUAGAAAGUGAUCUUAAGAAACAGUAUUUUAAAAAAAAAAAAAAAAAAGAACAUUAUGAAAUAAAGAAAUCUGAUCAAAGUAAUGAAGUGGUGAGUGUACUACGACCGGAAGUGACCAAGGAAAUAAUCCAUUCAAAACUUAACAUGAAUAUAUUUGAUUUCAUACAGAAGAAAAACAAAGCAUAUGAAACAAAAAAUAAAGUCUCCAAUGAAUUACCAAAACAUUUGAUUGUAGUAAAUAGUCUAAGUACAUCAAACGAAGGACUUGUGUUACUUACAAAUGAUGGAGAUUUUGCAAAAAGUUUAAAAGAUGUAAAUAAUAAUAUUUUGACAACUUAUAUAAUAAAAGUGCAAGAAGAACUUACAGAGGAAAAAAUUAAACUAAUAAAAAAAGGAUGCUUUAUUGAAAAUUUUCAUAUAGAACCAUUAAGUGUACAUGUCAUCAAACAAUCUUCAUUACUACCAAAAUGGCUCAAAUUUACAUAUGUAGAAAAAUCACACACACAUUUGGAUAUCUUAUUUUCUAAAUACAAUUUAACCAUUAGAAAAUGUAAAAGAUUUUCUUUUGGCCCUUAUAGAUCUUCUGAUCUUUCUGAACAUUUUCUUACGCCCUUAAAAAUCCAUAGUACACUUUCUCCUCUAAUACCAAAGUACACUCCUCAAUUGGUUCUUUCAAACCCUAGUGGAAAUAUUCAAACGGACGUAGACAAAAAAUUUGUAUAUGUCAAAGAUUAUUUAAAAAAUUCUAUCAUUCAACGGGGACCAUAG
Plasmodium gonderi is the source of this 1191-nucleotide messenger RNA. RefSeq lists its product as hypothetical. Bases 1 to 1191 code for a protein of 396 amino acids. Gene Ontology annotation, biological process: pseudouridine synthesis. Lineage: Eukaryota; Apicomplexa; Aconoidasida; Haemosporida; Plasmodiidae. The transcript has 3 exons. The record is from RefSeq and is a predicted model, not a curated record. Gene Ontology annotation, molecular function: pseudouridine synthase activity; RNA binding.